GCUCGAUGAGCUCUGGGAUAGACUCUGCAGGACUUUCUGUUGACAGUUCACAACAAUGGCAGAAAUCGAAGCAGCACAACCGGCUCAGGUUGAUGUUUCCAAAAGUAGCAACGGCCCAGCUGAAGGAUAUGAGAAGAAAUGUAUUUUCUGCAAGAUUGUAAACAAAGAAAUGGGAACGGAGCUUCUUCACUGUGAUGAGGAGAUCUCAUGUUUCAGAGACAUCAAACCUGGAGCUCCUCACCAUUAUCUGAUCGUACCAACCAAACAUGUAGGAAACUGUAAAUCACUCAGCAAAGAAAACGUGCCUUUGGUGAAGCGCAUGGUCGAGACAGGGAAGGAGAUCCUCCAGAAAAACAACAUAACAGACCUCAAUGAUGUCAGGUUUGGUUUCCACUGGCCCCCCUUCUGUUCUGUCACACACCUACACCUUCAUGUCCUGGCACCUGCCAGUCAGAUGGGCUUCAUCUCCCGCCUCUUCUACAGACUCAACUCCUAUUGGUUCAUCACAGCGGACCAGCUGAUUGAGCUUCUCAACUCUAAAGGAGACACAAACUGAUCACACACCUUCAAUACUUACAGUUCUUGACUUUGAACUUCUGCCUUCUUGAAGAUGCCAUGUUUGAUGAUACACACUAACAUUUAUUAGCUGCUGGCUUGUAAUGACAGUAUUUUAAACUGGUGACAUAUUAGUAAUGGAAGCCAAAUCCUGUUUCUUGCUACUUGAGAUGUGUUAGAUAUGACACAAAUUCUUUUUCCAAUUUUUUUCCAGAAGAAGAUCAUUCAAUCUUUCUUAAUAUUGGACGUAAUAAAAAUGCAUUUAUUGUAUGGACCAAGGAGCAAACGGUGAUAUUCACCUAUUUCAACUAUUAACACCAAAGCAGGCAUCUUUUUUUUUUUUUUUACUGAAUGUGAAUGUGUUUUGAGUA
Molecule: messenger RNA, 926 nt
Organism: Notothenia coriiceps (black rockcod)
Lineage: Eukaryota; Metazoa; Chordata; Actinopteri; Perciformes; Nototheniidae
Gene: hint3
Product: histidine triad nucleotide binding protein 3
Exons: 5
Coding region: 56-556 (166 amino acids)
Molecular function (GO): catalytic activity
Source: RefSeq, a predicted model, not a curated record